AUGGCCAUGAAAGCGCUUCAAAUCACCCGCGGCGGGUCACUCUCAAUCAGCACACUGCCCAUACCAACGCCCAAAGCAGGCCAGGCACUGAUCAAAGUCUCGUACGCAUGCAUUCAUCCAUCAGAUCGUCUCAACGCGCAAGGACUGUUUCCAUCAACCACGCUCCCACGAGUUCCCGGUCGUGACUUCUCAGGAGUAGUGAUCGAAACCAACCCGACCUCCAACUGGAUCGGGAAAGAGGUAUACGGCACCAGUGGCUCGAGUCUGGGAUUCACAAGUGAUGGAACGCAUGCGCAGUAUAUCUGCGUACCGCAGGAUGCCUUGGUCAAGAAGCCAUUCGCGCUGUCGAUGCUCCAAGCCGCGACGGUUGGUGUUCCGUUCACGACUGCCCUGAUCUGUCUGCGCAAGGCAGCUGUUUCCUCGUCUGAUAAUGUGCUUGUUGUUGGCUCUACCGGUGCUGUUGGCUCCACGGCUGUGCAGAUUGUACGGGUUAUGGGGUGUAAGGUCGUAUUGACGGCUGCGCGGCGGAAGGAAGCGAAGCCUGAUAUAGUUGUCUCAGGCGCGAAUCCGGCUGACAUCGGUUCGACGAUUGAGAAGAUGACUGAUGGGCGAGGUGUGGAUGUGGUUGUUGACACGGUUGGUGAUCUUGCGGUGAUGGGCGCUGCAGUUGAGAAAUUGGCCCGGAAGGGACGCUAUGUGUGGAUUGCGGCACCAAGGGGUGAAGCAAGCAAACGAUUGUCCUUUGAUAUCUUCCAGGCUUAUCGCAAGGAGCUCACAUUGGCUGGGUGCAAUUCUGUCAGUCCGACGAUUGAAGAUACAGCAGAGCUUUUGCGCUUCCUUGAAGAUUGGGUGGAAAAGGGAUUUGUGCGUGCUCAAGAUGAAGCUUCGUUCAAGAUUGUGACUUUGGACAAUAUCAUUCAAGACGGAUAUGAAAGACCAGGAGAAAAGGUGGUUGUGAAGAUGGGUUGA
Penicillium olsonii is the source of this 969-nucleotide messenger RNA. Lineage: Eukaryota; Fungi; Ascomycota; Eurotiomycetes; Eurotiales; Aspergillaceae. The record is from the annotation of a GenBank genome assembly.